AUGGUGAACACGAGCCUCUUCGCGUCGACCCUGGGACGCGGUGCACCCGCCGUAUUUCGGGCUGCGCCACGCAGACGUCGGGGUCCACGAGACGGGCAUAAGAAGCUUGCGAUCCGCCCGUUUGACGGCAAGGAGCUGUACGUCGGGCUGGGCUCCGGCUUUCUGGACUGGGGGCAGAGGGACGUGAAAGUAGACCUUCUCGGCCACUACCUGUCGGACACGGCCGAGAGGUACAACAACAAGCAGGUGGACACGUGGUGGAACCAGUUGCCCACGUUGCGGUUCGCCAUGGAGUGGAUGUUGGACGCGUUCAAGACAAACUUUACGCCCGCCCAAGCCAUAAAGUUGUUCACGGCGCCGAAGGACAUCAAUCGAUCGUGGUCCGAGCACUACAUCUACGCACGGUGUUAA
This is a messenger RNA of Phytophthora infestans T30-4, 411 nucleotides long. RefSeq lists its product as uncharacterized. NCBI's taxonomy places the organism in Eukaryota, Oomycota, Peronosporomycetes, Peronosporales, Peronosporaceae. The transcript has 5 exons. The coding region runs from base 1 to 411 and encodes 136 amino acids. The record is from RefSeq and is a predicted model, not a curated record.